This is a messenger RNA of Calidris pugnax (ruff), 1146 nucleotides long. Its product is annotated as transmembrane protein 14C-like. Gene Ontology annotation, biological process: regulation of heme biosynthetic process. The transcript has 4 exons. The record is from RefSeq and is a predicted model, not a curated record. Gene Ontology annotation, cellular component: mitochondrial membrane. The coding region runs from base 86 to 406 and encodes 106 amino acids. Lineage: Eukaryota; Metazoa; Chordata; Aves; Charadriiformes; Scolopacidae.
AGCGGGGGGAGGCGGUGCCGCCGCGGGGAGAGCGGCCCAAGGUCGGUGGGCGGCGGGGGGAGGCCAGGCCAGGCGCUGCCCGCAGAUGGAGUACGACUGGCUGGGCUUCGGCUACGCGGCGCUGGUGGCGGCGGGCGGCGUCGUGGGCUACGCCAAGGCAGGCAGCGUCCCUUCCCUGGCCGCCGGGCUGCUCUUUGGCGGCUUAGCGGGGCUCGGCGCCUACCAGCAGUCCAAGGACCCCAGGAACGUGUGGCUUUCCCUCGUGGCGUCUGGAACCUUGUCUGCUGUUAUGGGGAUGAGAUUUUACAACUCCAGAAAAGCAAUGCCUGGGAUAGUUGCUGGUGCCAGUUUGCUGAUGGUUGGACGGCUUGGAUUGCAGAUCAUGGAAAAGCCUCUUAAGCCCUAAGUCUGCAUCAAGCCACCUGAAGAUACGUGAUUGAGAAGCCUGAAAAUGCAACGGCCUAAAUGUGCUGCAGAAAAGUGGAAAAGGCACUGCUGUCUGUGCUUUGUAUUUUUCAUAUCCUAACACAUGUGGGUUGUGGUUUUAAAGGACUGACAUUGAGAGCCCUUGCUAUGUCUUCCAAAAUGGUAUUUGUCUUAACAUUCUCUGUACGGUGAGGAAGGAAAAUGCGUGUACAGCAUUAGCCUAGCUUCUGGUCCUGCACCUUUCUGUGGGCAAAGACCUCUUGACACACAGACAGUUGCAGGACUGAAGCUUAAAUGUACAUCUGGAGUUGUUCUAAAAUCAUCUAUAACACUAAAACAAGGGGAGGGGAGUUGUCAAUUUGUCACCAGUAAUUAAUGUAACAAACGGGCUUAUUACUACUUCUCCCUGUCCCUGCCAGUUUAUCUGAUCAUGAUGUUUGUCAGUCAGGGACUUUGUUCUCCCAGCACUGUGUGCUGGGACCCAGUCCCACAAAACACGAUGAGGAGCAGGCUGUCGAGGUUCUGCUGUAACGCAACGAACACAGACCUGUAACGUGCAAUUACUUGUAAGCAGAAGUGCCCAGCUAAGUGUCACUCAUUUCACUUUUACAGAUUGUUGUUCAUAAAUCAAAAAUAUGCUUUAUUAGAUAAUGCUGAAUUGUAGGAAUAGCUCUUGCAUUAAAAUGUUAUUCUAAAUAAACCAACAAAUUAUUAUUACAA